AUGGCGAUCGACUCUGAUUCAAAACUGAGCGUCGAGAUCAUCAAGGUCGAAGAUGCCAACGUCAACGCCGAAGCGGGCUACCUGCAGCGAUAUCCACUCCUGGCGAACAAAACCGAAGAUGAGCUCAAGGCGUUGAACAAAGCUGUUCUAAAGAAACUGGACUGGAAGUUCCUGCCAUGUAUUACUAUAAUGCUGCUUAUGAACUACCUCGAUCGAAUCAAUGUCUCCAACGCACGACUUGCUGGCAUGCAAGAAGACCUGGGCAUGACAGAUGUGGAAUGGAGUGCGGGAAUCUCACUCUUCUAUGUUGGCUACAUAAUUUCCCAGAUCCCGGGUAACGUGAUCAUCGCCAAGUCUUCGCCGCGGGUCAUUAUGCCUUGCAUCAUGCUUGCCUGGUCUUUCGUCACUAUAGCUAUGCCGGCAGCGAAAUCACCUUGGGUUUUUAUGCUGUGUCGUUUUCUCGUCGGAUUCACUGAAGGCCCAUUUCUGCCGGUGGUUGCGCUGAUGACUUCGUCGUGGUAUACCAAAGAAGAAUCGCCUCUUCGCAUGGGUAUCUGGCACGCUGGUAACAUCAUCAGUAAUGUGUUUUCCGGUCUCCUUUCUGCUGCUAUCCUUACCAACAUGGAUAAUAUCGCCGGUAUGCAUGCGUGGCAAUGGUUCCUCUUGCUAGAGGGAAUCGUUUCUAUCGUGGUUGCGCUCACUGGAUUUUGGCUUCUACCAAACUUCCCUGACAACACCGGCACAUACUUCUUCACAGAAGAAGAACAACAAAUGUCACAAUACCGCGCUCUCGUCUCCGCUGGUGGCAAGAGCGAAGACGACGAAGGCGACAUGUGGGGAGGCGUAUGGCUAGCCGUCAGAGAUCCCUUCACCUGGUUCUUCGCAGGCAUGCACUUUGCCCUCAUCAUCGCACAAAGCUUCAAAGACUUUUUCCCUUCCAUCGUCGGUACACUUGGUUUCGGAAAAGUCGAAACAUAUCUGGUGCAGGCACCGCCAUACGUCAUCGCGUACUUUGUCACGCUUCUUGUGUCGUGGAGCUCGGGUAGGAGACUCGAGCACUGCUGGCAUAUCAUCGGUUCAAUCUCCAUGACACUAAUCGGCGCCAUCAUCAUGAUAUCUACUCUCAAUGUCGGAGCACGAUACUUCUCCCUCAUACUACUCUGCUCGGGCCCCUUCGUCGGUCUCAACAUUCAGCUCUCGUGGGAAACAACCGUUGUCCCACGUCCUCGCACCAAGCGCGCGGCGCUCAUUGCCAUCGCCAACUGCGUGUCGUCUGUGUCGCACUGGUUCAGCCCGUAUUUCUUUUUGCGCAGCCAGGAGCCGAGGUACCAGAUGGGCGGUGGCAUUAUCAUUGCUGGGUGUGGACUUACGAUCAUUUUCUCGUUGCUCGCGAAGCUCUGGGCUGAGAGGAAAAACAAGGCGAUUGAGCGGGAGGAGGAUAGGACGGGCGAGGUUACGACUUGGCGGUUUGCGACGUAA
Messenger RNA from Bipolaris sorokiniana ND90Pr, 1479 nucleotides. RefSeq lists its product as uncharacterized. Bases 1 to 1479 code for a protein of 492 amino acids. The record is from RefSeq and is a predicted model, not a curated record. Gene Ontology annotation, molecular function: transmembrane transporter activity. Gene Ontology annotation, biological process: transmembrane transport. Lineage: Eukaryota; Fungi; Ascomycota; Dothideomycetes; Pleosporales; Pleosporaceae. Gene Ontology annotation, cellular component: membrane. The transcript is spliced from 3 exons.